Delphinapterus leucas (beluga whale) is the source of this 3071-nucleotide messenger RNA. Lineage: Eukaryota; Metazoa; Chordata; Mammalia; Artiodactyla; Monodontidae. The record is from RefSeq and is a predicted model, not a curated record.
GAAAGGAAAUUCUCUUUAAACAGCGUUUUAAAAUUUUCAUCAUUUUGGACAGGCUUGUGAGUUUACCGUUGUGCCACAGUAAGGCAGCUUUGGUAAGGUGGCUGGUCCCUUGCCGCUGCCAAACCUAAUGGUUAACCAGAGGAUGGGUCGGAAAAAGGCAUAAUAGUCCAGGUUAGCUACUGCCAAAGAGGGAAAUUGAAACUCAUCUUUUAUGGAAUAAAAUCCAGGAUAUAAAAAUAGGGUGCCAAAAAAAAAUAGGGUUCAAACUGAAAGUCACAAACAGCAUCUAGGUUCUGUCAAAUACUGUGCCGGGCGCGGACUAGGUCUCUUCCAGCAGACAUACUGUAUUCAGAUAAUUUGUUUUUAUCAUUAGAAAAUGAAAGACAAUCUAAGCCAGAAUGACCUGAAAAAAUUUAAUUAUCUUGAGAGUUGUGCCGUAAUACAUAUACUUUGGAAAACAAACACUACUAUAGCUUUUCCAAGUUGGUAGAAAACCAAAAGUUUCCCGAAAGCCUGUGCAGAUUCCUAAUCAUUUUGGGGUCUACAAUGUCCAGAAUGUUCUUUUAUGUAGUAAAAACUUCAUAUUGUUUUGUGUGCAAGGUAAUAAGAACCAGACAGUUCAGUUCCUUUAAGGGCUGUAUUCUAUUAGGAGAGACAAAGAAACGUGAAAAGUUAUAUAAUGGUAAGAAAUGUAAGUUACAGCUUGAGAUAUUUGAAGAUAUCGAAAAUCCUUUAUUUGGCAUGGAAAGUGCUGGUGAAUGCUUGAAAUGAGUGCCCCUCAGCUGAUUGUUGCCAUGUGGGAAUGUGGGUCCCUCAUACACAGAUAUGAUUUUCUCCAACACAGGCCAAAAAUCUCUCUCUUUAUGCUUUUUCUUGAUUUUUAAUAUUGUUGGCAACCUGCAGUUAUGCACUCACACACCCUCUGUGGGCCAGGAACAGGGAGUUUGUGACAUCUGCAGAUUAUCACCUGAGUACUCAGAAAUAAUUGGAAUCAAAAGAGCAAGAAAUUCCUGGAAACUGAUAGGAAGGGAUUUAAGAAAACUGGGGUUUAAGCUGGGUUGAAAUGGAGAGGUGUCAUGGAGGGGAAAGAUGUAACGAGUGAGUAAAAUCUCAGUGGGGAAAGUGAACAGCAGGUUUGGAAGAUAAUUAGUAAACUCUCCUUAGGAGGGGUCUGAGAAGGCAAGUACAGUAAAUGGAGGAAAACUGCUUUGGUAAACCCUUCAAUACCAGACUGGACUUUAUCCUCCGGCACUGGUUCUCAAAUUUGAGCUUACAUCAGAAUCACCUGGCAGGCUUGUGAGACGGUGGCAGGCUUGGCCUCCACCUUCAGAGUUCCUGAUUCCGAAGGUCUGGGGUGGGGCUUGAGAAUAUCCCCUUCUUACCAGCUCUCAGUUGAUGGAGAUGCUACUGGUCUUGGGAGCACACUUUAAGAACUACUGUCCUAGGGUGUGGGAAACUAUUGGAGGAAUUUGAGGUGGAUUAGUAAGGAGAUCACAUUCAUGGUUCAGUAUGAGUCUUGCUGUGACGUCCAAGAUGGAGGACUGGGGAAGAGAGAAAAGAAGGUUCCUUAAAGUUGAUGAACACCUGUCGAUGCCAGGCCCUCCCAUGCACGCAAUUUCAUUUCAUACUCACUUUGACCUUGAUGUGGAGUCACGAAUUGCACUGAACCAAAAAACGUCCAGCCAUUUCUUCAGUUACAAGCAAAAUGAAUAUUCCCAUGCUGCUCCAACAUCCUCAUCGGGACUUCCUUAAAGUCCUCUUAAGAACACUUUACCGACGUUACCACUUCAUCUUACCCUCAAGUACUCACCUCAGAUCAGGAAUCCCAUGUGCUCAGCCAUUCAGUUCUCUCGGACUCCAUCAUGCAAAGCGGAUGCUGCCGUCAAAUGGUUUAACAAGAAAAUUAUGUCUACAAACAACCUUAAAGGAACAGACAGAAGGACUUUCUGAUAAAGAACAAAGGCUUGUGGAUGAGCUUUAUACUGGUUUAAUCCAAGGGCAAAGGGCCUGCUUGGCAGAGGCCAUAACUCUUAUAGAAUCAACUCACAACAGGAAGAAAGAGCUAGCCCAGGUGCUUCUUCAGAAAGUGUUAGUCCGCCACAGAGAACAAGAGAAAUUAAAUAAAGGAAAACCAUUAGCAUUUCGAGUGGGAUUGUCUGGGCCUCCUGGUGCUGGGAAGUCAACCUUUAUAGAAUAUUUUGGAAAAAUGCUUACUGAGAGAGGGCACAAAUUAUCUGUGCUGGCUGUGGACCCUUCUUCUUGUACUAGCGGUGGAUCACUCUUAGGUGAUAAAACCAGAAUGACUGAGUUAUCAAGAGAUAUGAAUGCAUACAUCAGGCCAUCUCCUACUAGAGGUACUUUAGGAGGUGUGACAAGGACUACAAAUGAAGCUAUUCUGUUGUGCGAAGGAGGUGGAUAUGACAUAAUUCUUAUUGAAACCGUGGGUGUGGGGCAGUCGGAGUUUGCUGUUGCCGACAUGGUUGACAUGUUUGUUUUACUACUGCCACCAGCAGGAGGAGAUGAAUUGCAGGGUAUUAAAAGAGGUAUAAUUGAGAUGGCAGAUCUGGUGGCUAUAACCAAAUCUGAUGGAGACUUGGUCGUGCCAGCUCGAAGGAUACAAGCAGAGUAUGUGAGCGCGCUGAAAUUACUCCGCAGGCGUUCAGGAGUCUGGAGACCAAAGGUAAUUCGUAUUUCUGCCAGAAGUGGAGAGGGGAUCACUGAAAUGUGGGAUACAAUGAAAGAAUUCCAGGAUGUGAUGCUUGCCAGUGGGGAGCUGACUGCCAAGAGACAGAAGCAGCAGAAAGUUUGGAUGUGGAACCUCAUUCAGGAAAAUGUGGUAGAACAUUUCAGGACCCACCCCACAGUCCGGGAACAGAUUCCUCUUCUGGAAAAAAGGGUUCUCAGGGGGGCCCUGUCCCCAGGACUAGCAGCAGACCUGUUGUUGAAAGCUUUUAAAAGCAGAGACUAAUGAAAUACAUCCUAUCCAAUAACUUUAUAUAUCUUUUCAUACAUAUAAAGUUAUUGGAUAGGAUGCACUUCAUUUUAAUAAAGUAUUUUAAUUUUAAAAGUCA